AUGAGCUCUUGUUUUCAUCUCGUGAAUUAUACAUCUCUUCUUAAUUCCCUUCUCUCAUAUUAUAUUUAUCUUAUCUUUCCAGAUGAACAAACCAACAAACGCAAUCGUCCUCGCGAUAUGUCGUUGUCUGAACCGCCGCCGACAAUGGAGAUAGCACAGAUCCUCAUCUCGUUACUACAUGCUUGGGGCUUAGAUGCUGACCUUGAUAGGGUCUGCGAAUCCAAGCUUGGGAUGCUGCGGCCAAUGGUUCCAGUUUGUUUCGGCGUGGUAUCCCGUCACGGGCAUAUGGCCGUUCAGCUGCCCACGAGGCUGGGAGGGUGGGCGGAGGCUUGUGCCUCAGCGCCCACGGAUCCUGUGCUCAUGAACUCAGAACUUCCAGUAGAGUACCUACGACAAGAGCAGCUGACUAGACUAUUCACGUCCAAGUUACACUGGGAGCUCAGCACGACGCUCACCACAAACCACCUUCUGUCCAUCGUGGCACUCGCUAACACGCUCAUGUCCAUGAGCAAUGCCAGCUUUGCACCGGAACAAGAGGUGGCCAGGAGAUUUUUCAGGCCUACAACACGGACUUCUUCGUGGCCGGGAGACGAGGAUCGUGAGGAACACAUGGCAGCACAGCAGGCACUGAUCAAACAAGGCUGGUCUUUGUUGGCAACGCACAGCUGUGUGCUACUCCCUGAUAAAGUCGUUGCUGCUGGUGCGAAGAACUUCAAGCGACCUCAAGUAGAGAUGCUCGCCCGUCGUUGGCAACAUCACUGUCUCGAGGUGAGAGAUGCUGCUCAGGCGCUGUUGUUGGCUGAAUUGGGCAGGAUGGGACCAAAAGGCCGUAAAUCCCUGGUCGAUAACUGGGCACAGUAUCUACCGCUCUACACUCACACGGAGAGCAUCAACCCACAAGCAACACAGAAGGAACCGGCUGAGAAAGUAGCUAAGGACCAAGAAGAAGAAUUCGAAGAAGAAGAGGAAGAAAUCAUAAGGAAGCCGUCUUCUAUCGCUGAGCUGAAACGAAAACAGACUACAGCGGUUGUUCUAUUGGGUGUGAUAGGAGCGGAGUUUGGACAAGAUAUAGCUUCAGAAGGUGCCGCUGGAAAUAAGAGACGUAAAGACGGUGACAGUAGGAAGAGUUCCAUCGUUGAAGGUUUCACACUUAGUUCGUCAAACAACCUCGCUCGUUUGACGUCUUUGGCGCUAACUCACUUGCUACUAGCACCUGGAUCUGCUCGCCUCCCCGCACAUACGCCACUACGACGCGCGGCCAUUGACCUCCUAGGGAGAGGAUUUGCUGUUUGGGAACCCUACCUCGAUGUAUCUCAUGUACUACUUGGUUUGUUGGAGAUGUGUUCAGACGCUGAUAAACUAGUGCCUUCAAUGACGUACGGGCUGCCUCUCACACCGCAGGCGGACUCGUGUAGAACAGCGCGGCACGCACUGACACUUAUAGCAACCGCAAGACCAGCAGCUUUCAUAACGACUAUGGCCCGUGAGGUCGCGAGGUGCGCCGCCGCCCCCGCGGGUGCUCCGCCCCCGCCCGCCGCCGUCGCCCUACAGAGAGGCAGGGCGGAGGUUCUAAGGGGAAUAGAACUCCUCAUAGAGAGGAUGCACGGCGCUGUGGCUGAAUUACUAGUAGAGGUGAUGGACAUAAUACUUCACUGUGUGGACCAGUCUCAUCUGAAAAGUAAAGGCCUGAGUGAAGUGUUUCCAGCUGUAUGUCGUUACAACCAGGUGUCUCACUGCCCGGCUACCAGGAGGAUUGCAGUGGGUAGUCACACGGGUCAGCUAGCUAUCUACGAGCUCCGCGCCGCGCGCUGCCAGUCACUGACCGCGCACGCGGGUCCGGUCACAGCGUGCGCCUUCAGUCCCGACGGGAGGUACCUCGUGUCAUACGCGACCGCUGAUAACAGACUCUCAUUCUGGCAAAGUACCGCUGGUAUGUUUGGUCUUGGAGCUGCUCAGACGCGUUGUGUGAAGUGUUAUAGCACAGCCCCGAUGGCGGAUGUAUCACGUCUGAACCCACUUCAUCUCGCGAGGCUAGUGUGGACCAACUCGAGAACUGUAACUUUAGUAUUAGCAGACGGCUCGGAAACUAGAUUCAAUGUUUAA
Messenger RNA from Danaus chrysippus (African queen), 2103 nucleotides. The record is from the annotation of a GenBank genome assembly. Lineage: Eukaryota; Metazoa; Arthropoda; Insecta; Lepidoptera; Nymphalidae.